Messenger RNA from Chelonoidis abingdonii (Abingdon island giant tortoise), 2416 nucleotides. The record is from RefSeq and is a predicted model, not a curated record. Lineage: Eukaryota; Metazoa; Chordata; Testudines; Testudinidae.
AUGCCUCGGGUACCCGGGGUCGGGCGGCCGUCCAUGCCUCAGCGGAUCCGGGUCGGCGGGCCGGUCCAGUCCUCGGGGUACCAGGGUCCGGGCGGUCCAGUCCAGUGCUCAGCGUCCUGGGGUUCGGGCGGGCCGGUCCAGUCCUCGGGGUACCGGGUCCGGGGCGGUCCAGUCCAGUGCAGCAUCCAGAGCAAGGAGCGGAAGGAACAGCUCCCCCAGCUGGCACAGAGCUCCAGAUCCAACAACCUGCAUGGCAGAUGUUCACAGUACAACAACAGCACCUGUGGCACAGGCUCAGGCGACGAGCUCAUUCCCCAAGCCUUGUCUCCCCUGGAGAAGUGCGGUAACUGCCACGUGGCCCUGGGGCUCACAGGAGCGCACACCACCGCUGGGACCACGGCCAGUCGCCCUGUCAGUCUGCACCACAGCAGUGCCCUGAGUCCAAAUGCUGCAGCCCCAGUGGAGCUGUUGGUCCUCCCGAGUGAUCGCACAAUGCACCUGCCCACAGGAAAACCUCCUGUCCCUUCUGAGAGCAGCAGAGUCAGGCUAGAGCUCAGCCCUGCGCCCACGAGCGUGGUGCCGCUGACCUCAGCAGGUGCAGGACUGGGCCUAACGUCAUCUCCCCAAAGGGGCAUCAGUCAUUAUGUGCUCCAAGUAGAUGUUGACCAGUGUGGGCGAAAGAAGGCAGCCUGGCUGGACUCCAACAGUGCUGUGAAACCACUCGCCUAUUAUGCCAUUGACGAGAUCUGCGCUGCUGGCCUUAGCACACACGGCCCCGGGGGCGCGGGCCAGGAGGCGCCGCUGGCGGGGAACGGCUCCGGCCCCGCCAAGCUGGGCAGCAAGCGGCUCCCGCAGGCCCUCAUCGUGGGGGUGAAGAAGGGGGGCACCCGCGCCGUGCUGGAGUUUAUCCGGGUGCACCCCGAGGUGCGCGCCGUGGGCACCGAGCCCCACUUCUUCGACCGGCACUACGAGCGCGGGCUGGCGUGGUACAGAAGCUUGAUGCCCAGGACACACAGCAGCCAAAUCACAAUGGAAAAGACACCCAGUUACUUUGUCACCAAGGAGGCCCCACGGCGGAUCUUCAACAUGUCCAGAGACACCAAGCUGAUAGUGGUGGUGCGGAACCCGGUCACCAGGGCCAUCUCGGACUACACGCAGACACUCUCCAAGAAGCCCGACAUCCCCACCUUCGAAGGGCUGUCCUUCCAGAACCGCAGCCUGGGGCUGGUGGACACCUCGUGGAACGCCAUCCGCAUCGGGAUGUACGUGGUACACCUGCAGAGCUGGCUCCAGUACUUCCCCCUCUCUCAGAUCCACUUUGUCAGUGGGGAAAAGCUGAUCACAGACCCGGCAGGGGAGAUGGGCAAAGUGCAGGACUUCCUGGGCAUCAAGCGGGUGAUCACGGACAAGCACUUCUACUUCAACAAGACAAAAGGGUUUCCUUGCCUGAAAAAAACAGAGAGCAGCACUUUUCCACGCUGCCUGGGCAAGUCUAAAGGGAGAACUCAUGUGCAGAUAGACCCUGAGGUGAUAGAGCAGCUCCGGGACUUUUAUAGACCAUAUAAUAUUAAAUUCUAUGAAACCGUUGGGCAGGACUUCAGGUGGGAAUAACUGUCCAGGCCCAGAGCGGUGGUGAGGCCAGCAUGCCGCAGUCUUCCAUGAGAGUUCAAACGAGGCCAACGAGCAAGCCACCCCCUCCAUCGGCCAUCUUGUCCUUCCUCGCGGGUGCUGGUGAGAACGGCUUUCCGGAUCCUGUGGGAGGCCAGGUUUUUCCAGGCCAAAGGCCAAGGAGGAUGUGGAGUUAUGUCCCCAGCCCAACAUGUGCCAGGCAGAGACCGCUGGACACAGCCAAGCCCUCACCAGAUUCUGUCAGCAGUUGGGGGGGCUUGUUUGGCAUUUGGUUUUAAUACUGUGAUGGGGCACACCCUGAGCAGCCAGAAGAGGGCCUGAUGGGCCGUGUGGAGGCCACGGGCCAUCUGAUUUUUAAUGAUGGCUGGUCGAUACACACUGCUGCCCAGGCGCAAACUGGCUCAAGCGUCUACCUGGCAUGUACCUUGUGCAUGUUCCGAAAAUAACCACCAGUUGGAGCAAUCCCUGGCUAAAGCUUCCCAGGCUCUGGGUGGGUCAGUCUCUCUCGCCACCCAGUCCAGUUUACCAGGACUAGGAUGAAUGUCCCAUGUCCGCAGGGGCUGGGGCCUGCAUGGGGCUCUAUGACCCAUGGGAAGCCAUGCAUCUGAGGCUGGGGUGGGCCUCUCCAUUUUGCCUUUGUCAACUGAGCGACGUAUGUACCCAUGACGAUGGUGAUGUGUAUGCUUGGAAAAAAAAUGGUUCCAACCACAUUGUGAUGAUACUUUGUCCUGUGAAUAAAGCACAGAUUUCUGCUGGUACGGGUACUCUAUUGCCACUGGUUUUCUUG